Messenger RNA from Heterotrigona itama, 1586 nucleotides. The record is from the annotation of a GenBank genome assembly. NCBI's taxonomy places the organism in Eukaryota, Metazoa, Arthropoda, Insecta, Hymenoptera, Apidae.
AUGGCCACGGAACUGGCAAACAAGAAGGCGGAGCGCGAGGCUCUGCGCGGUGUCAUUCAGCAAUGGAACGCAAACAGGUUGGAUCUGUUUGAACUUUCGGAACCAAACGAGGAUUUAGAGUUCCACGGCGUGAUGAGAUUUUACUUUCAAGACAGUGGUCAGAAGGUUGCGACAAAAUGUAUCAGAGUAGCGUCGGAUGCGACGAGUCAAGCGGUUAUCGAGACGCUUAUCGAGAAAUUCCGUCCAGAUAUGCGAAUGCUUUCGGUUCCAGAAUACGCACUUUACGAAAUCCACGAGAAUGGUGAAGAACGUAAGCUCGGUCUUGAGGAGAAGCCACUGUUGGUGCAAUUAAACUGGCACAUUGACGACCGGGAGGGGCGCUUUCUGUUGAGAAGGAUCGACGACAAGACCAACGCUCAGGGCGUUGGUUUCUCAUCCUCGGAUGGCUCCAGCUUUCGCAGAAAGUUGAGCAAACGCGAGAAGAAGCAGAUGAAAAAGCAGGAGAAGCUGAGUCGUUUGAAGAGUUUGGAGCAAGACGAGAAUGCUGUACCCGUCGAUCAGAACGGGGUAGCCGAGAAGCUUUACACGGAGUUACCUGAAACAAGUUUUACCAGAAGUAUUUCAAAUCCAGAAGCUGUGAUGAGAAGGCGGCGUCAACAGAAAUUGGAGAGAAAGUUGCAACAAUUUCGUAGCAAAGAUGGCGGCCCCGACACCGGUGGAACAUUGAAGAUUUACGGCGAGGCGUUGUGCAAAGACGUACCGUACAAAACCUUGCUUUUAAGCGUUCGAGACUCGGCGGUUCAAGUGGUGCGAGAAAUGCUCACCAAGUAUGGCUUGGACAAGGUGGAUCCGCAACAGUAUUGUCUCGUACAAGUAAACAGCGAAAGUAACAUGAAUGGCGGAACGCAGCAGGAAUAUAUACUGGACGAUGACGAAUGUCCUUUAGCCAUUCUUAUGAAUCAUCCUUCUGCUCGCGGUACGAAGACGAGAGGUUGCCCUUUUCGCUGGAAUUGAACACCGAUGGGAACAACGAGGCAAUCGGGAACGGGGCCGGUGUACGGCAUCAUCGAUUGCAGCCAAAUGCAGGAGAAAUGGGCUCGGAGAGAUCGAUAUCUAUCCAUCCGUCGAGUCCGAGCAAAUCUACUACAAAGUCUGUUGCUGCGGCUGCCGUCGCAACUAACGUUUGCCAUACUGCUCGAAGCCCGACCACCCAUCCGCCGGAAUCGACGCACAAUUACGAGACAACGUUCGACCUCGAUGGUAACGUCGAGACUGCCAGUCUUACCAGCAGCAGGGAUGGGAACAGAACGCUGCAGAAUGAUCGACAGCCGCGCGGAAUGGACCCGAUAUUGCCAGCUGUGUUGGAAUUUCUCGAGGAGACGGAAGAGACUUUCUUUCACGCGGUGAUCACCGAUGUCGAGCCGUCGGCACCGCAGUUCAAAUUGGCACCGACGUACACGCUUUACUUGGCGGCUAGAUAUCGCGCGAGCACGCACUACAGGCCAGAGUUGCAGCCAACGGAGAGGGCUCACAGAUUGACCGUCAUGUUGGCAAACGUGGCCAGCAUGAUACAACGAGUGAUACAG